UGCAAGGGGCAUCUGCAAGAAUCCAUCCAGGAAUAAAGCAUGAAGAUUUCUUCAGUUGCUUUCGCCGCAUCGCUCUUGACGGUGACGGUUGAAGCAGAUUUUAAGGGUCUCCGAUCUCGUUUUUUCCCGGCCGACGAAGUUCACACUGCCGUGGAACCCGAGACGCGGUCCGCUUCUACCCCAGCGGUAGAUGAAUUGCGCUUUGGUAAAUGCUGGACGAGUCUCUUUGGCGAUGCCUGCUAUGACCUCAAGGUGGACGAAAAGACUAAAAUCGGACAAGUCUGUUUGGAUAUCUUUAACGAUGAAAAAACCGACAUCCUUUUGAUUACGUAUGAUCUGACGAAGUCUAUCACAAAGGAAAAGGUAGACAGUCUCGAUUGGUACUUGUCGCGGCUUCAUUCGUGGGCUGGUGAUUCCAAGCUAGAAUAUCCCCAAAGUCGUGGUGGGUCGCCUAGUCUUCGUCAAUUCCCGACUAACGCCGCCUUUAGUCUUCGUGACAAACGACAAAUCCACACCCUGGCCUUGGAUUUGAAGAGCAGCUGCACUACGGAGUUAAACCUCUUGGCGCACGCAUCUGUCGUAUCCUCCAAGCAAACCAGCCGGAAUUCGAUUUCGAGUCUUCUCGAACCCGACCGGAUGCAGCGAGCAACUGCUUGGUCUGACGGAAAGGCUAUCGCAAACAACAAGACUUACAUGACGUUCAGUCCUUUGGAAAUUGCCUGCGCUUGUCCGUCCAUCGCCCAGCCUGUGGAACCACCGGUGAUCCCCUUGCCACCUAAAUUACCCCCAAUUGAGGCGGAAACGGAAAAGGAAGAAUCCUCGGUCGAGAAAGCAAAAGAGGAGGAACUCAGUAUUGUAACGGACGAGCCCAAUGAAGUGGACUCCGAUGAAGUCUCUUCUCAGAACGUAACUUUUUCUUCCGGAAGGGAAGAGACGAAAGAAGAAGCUACAAGCAUCGUCGAAACUAAAGAUGCACCCCCCAUCAAAGAUAUCGCAGAAAUCAUCAAAGAAGAAUUAGAAGAUGAGGUCACUGCCUACAUCGAAGCAGAAAUUGAGGAAAUUUUGGACAACUCCGUCGAAGAGAAGAUCAAACAGGAAACGAAACAAGAACUAUUCGACGAGAUCCGAUCCGAGAUCAAAAUUUUUGUGGAGACGAAAGACAUACCCCAAGACACCGACGAAGACAUGGUUGUUGACAUCGAAGAAGAGGGCGAAGAGAAGAUUGAAGAAGAUAUUGGGGAUAGAAUCAAGGAAAAAAUAGCACAAAAACUGAAUGAAAAGCCCUCAGUUGAAGGGGAAUUGGUUGAACCGGAUAAGCCAGCCGAAGAGAGCCAACAAGAAGGAAAGCUUGUCGGGGAGAAUCCUAGUGUGGAUGAGAUUUCGUACGAGGAUGAGAAAUCUGAAGAGAAAGAGAAAGAAACUAAAGAAUCUUUGAACGUUAAAGAUACCAAGGAUAUCAAAGAUACCAAGGACAUCAAACCAGAAGACAAACCGGAGAAGCCACAACAGGUUCGUGUAUUUAAACCAGCGAUAUCUUUGGAGGAAGAUGGAAAGUGUCAACGAGCCUUUGCCCUUUGCAAGGAUAAUACCAAAGACGUCACUUGCUUUGCUGACAUGAACAAUAAGUUUCACCGCCUUGACCACUGGGGGUGGACUCACGUUGUCACUGGCUUUGAUAUCAAGUGUGAACUGUGGGCUGGAGCUUCCCGGUGCGAUACUUCUAAAGGAAAGCAGAUUGGUUCAGCUGUCAUUACCAAAUCGAGCUUUCAAAUCGAUUUACUUGAUGGCUUUAAGACAAAGGAUGUUCACUUUUACAACGGCAAAACCAUUCUCCCGAAGGACUACCGUGACCAGGACACUGUGGCUCCACAAUGGUACGGCGCGGAAUACAACGGAGAUGCCGGGCCUGUUUGGGAUAUCGAGGCAGACGGAGCCCAUAAGGCGAUGUUCGACGACUACGAGAAAAUUGAUCGUCACUUUAUCCUUCAUGCUACAGUCUGCGGCGAGUUCGAAGCAGGUGCAUCUCACUAAUAAAAACAUUAAUCGAAGGGGAAGCUACGGCACAUUUCGUUCCGAUAAAUCUAUAAUGCAUAUUAGGACUAA
Molecule: messenger RNA, 2103 nt
Organism: Phaeodactylum tricornutum CCAP 1055/1
Lineage: Eukaryota; Bacillariophyta; Bacillariophyceae; Surirellales; Neidiaceae
Exons: 1
Coding region: 40-2031 (663 amino acids)
Source: RefSeq, a predicted model, not a curated record